AUGAGAUCAACAUCACCUUCAAUUCUUUCAAAUUCUACUUCUCAAGCUCUUGCAUCAUCAACAAUAAUUGCUAAUAAUUUACUUGUUCAAGUAUCCCCUCCUAUGUCACAUUCUACUAUUGAACGACCUCCACCAACACCAAUUAAACCAGUAUCUCAUUUUCAAAAACUUUUACAUCAUUUUAAUGGAAAUAAAUCAAUUAAUAAUUCAUUUACACGUGGAACACUACUAACAUCAAGUCAACAACGAUCGACAAUUAAAACAAAUGGUUCAAUGACAACAAUAAUAAAGAAUAUUAAUAAUAAUAAUAAUAAUAAUAAAUGUUCUGAACAAUUAUCUCCAAAACAACAAUCAGAAGAACCAUUACCACCUCCACCACCACCAGAAAUGGCUCAUGAACAAUUACUUGAUAUAUUAUUUCAAGGUAAUCGUACACGUAUUUCAUCAAUAUCUCCAUCAGUAUCAACAUCAUCAGCUACAACACAUACAUCAAUUCAACGAUUGAUGAUGAAUAAAAAGAAACAACAACAGCAACAACAACAACAGGUACAAAUUAAUCCAGCAAAUAUUUCACCAAGUAUGUCCAAUUCUGAUCUUUCAUUUUCACCAUCCGGUAUCAAUAUUUUAUCACCAAGUAUUGAAACAUUUUCUGGUUAUGAAAUUGGUCCAAUGAGUAAAUCAAUUCCUAAUACAAUGGUAGAAUCUCAAACAUGGUCAUCACCACGUUAUAUAACAACUCCAUCAUCAUCGUCACCAUCGAAUCAUACAUGUCAUUGUAGUUCAAAUUUAAAUAAUGAAUUAAAUUCAAUAAAUGAUGAAGAAAAAUUUUUUAUUCAACGUGAUUGGAUUUAUGAUGAAAUAUUUAAAUUAUUAAAAGGAACAACGAAACCUGGCCUUGUUUUAUUAAGUCAUACACCAGGAAUGGGUAAAACAUGGCUAAUGAAAAAUUUAUUACGAACAACAGCUAUAACAUCACCAAAAACAACAUCAGUUAUUAUUCGAAAUGAAAAAUGUAUGACUAUAACAUCAAUAAUUCGAGUAAAUUCAACAAGAAAAACUGCUUAUGAAUGGUUAAAAUCUCAUAUAUUAUCAUCACAUUUUUGUGAUUGUUCACAAACAGAUACUUGUUCACUGCCAGAUAUUAUACAUUCAAUUAUUUAUCGUGCACUUGAACAUCCACUUUUACAUGCUUAUCGUGAUGUUAUUUUACGUGAACAACAUACACGUAAAGCAAUAACAUUAAAUGCAUGUAUACAAAAUGUUGAACAUGCAUUUUUUACUGCUUUUCUUGAUCAAUUAAAUCAAUUAAAACUUCUUGGUCAUUUACAAGAAUUAUUUUCUAUAACAAAUCAUAUUUAUUUAAUAAUUGAUGGUAUUAAUAAUGAAUUAUGUGAUACAGAAGGACAAACAAUAACAGAAUUUUUAUUUACUAAUCUUCAUCGUAUACCAUCAUGGUUAAAAUUAAUAAUAACAAUGAAUCGUUUAGAUGAUAAUCAACAUCAAAUAGAACAAAAUACAUUUCUACAAAAUUUUGCUAUAUUAGAUAUUGAAGAUGAAUUAAGAUUUUCCAAUUAUUUACAUACUGAUAUUCGAAAAUAUCUAUCAAAAAGAUUAGAGGUUGUGAAAACAAUUGCUCUUCGUGAAAUAUGGUUUUUUGGUCUUCAAUAUACAGAUUCAAAAGAUUUUCCAUGUUGGCUUAAAUUAAAUAAAAAAGUUUUAGGUCAAGAUAUUAAAAAAAAUUCAUCACAACCAUUAACAUUUAAAUUUCGUGCUCGUUUCUUUCCCGAAGAAGUAUCUGAAGAACUUAUUCAAGAAAUAACACAGAAAUUAUUUUUUCUUCAAGUAAAAGAAUCAAUUCUUACUGAUGAAAUUUAUUGCCCACCGGAAACAUGUGUUUUACUUGCUUCAUAUGCAAUGCAAUCUAAACAUGGAGAUUUUAAUGAGGAAACUCAUCGACCUGGAUCAUUAGUUAAUGAACGUCUUUUACCUAAACGUGUUAUGGAACAAUUUCAAUUAUCACCUGAAGAAUGGGAAAAGCGGGUUGUUAAUUGGUGGAAAGAACAUCGAGGAAUGCUCAAAGAAGAAGCAAUGCUUGAAUAUCUUAAAAUUGCUCAAGAUCUUGAAAUGUAUGGUGUUAAUUAUUUUGAGAUACGCAAUAAAAAAGGUACUGAACUCUAUCUUGGUGUUGAUGCACUUGGUCUUAAUAUAUAUGACAAGCAAGACAAGCUCACACCUAAAAUUGGUUUUCCAUGGAGUGAAAUACGAAAUAUAUCAUUUAAUGAUAAAAAAUUUGUUAUUAAACCAAUGGAAAAAAAAUCACCAGAUUUUAUUUUUUAUGCACCAAGACUUCGUAUAAAUCGAAGAAUAUUAUCACUUUGUAUGGGUAAUCAUGAAUUAUAUAUGCGUCGUCGAAAAACAGAUUCAAUCGAAGUACAACAAAUGAAAGCACAAGCUCAAGAAGAAAAAUUAGCUCGUCUUCAAGAACGUGAACGAAUUCAAGCUGAAAUUGAACGUCGUAAACAGGCUGAACAAGAACGUGAAGCAAUGAGAAGAAAAGUUGAAGAUCUUGAACGAAGUGCAGUAGAAGCUCGACGAGCUUUGGAAGAUCAAAGUCGCAUAACAAAAGAAUUAGAAGAAAAACGAAAACAAGCCGAAGAAGCUCAAUUACGUUUAAAACAAGAACGAGAAGAAGCCGAAAGGGAACAUGAACGAAUGGUGGAACGUGUUCGCUUUGAACAAGAAGAAAAGGAUAAAAUUGUACAAGAAAUUGAACAAGCUCGUCGAUUAGCUGAACAAAAAGCUCUAGAAGCUCAACAAAAAGAGAAUGAAGCACGAGAACUUGAAGAACAAUUACGUGAAGCUAAAAUGAGACAUCGUCAUUUCACACGAGGACAUUCUCGUCCUUGGGUACUUCAAGCUCAACAACAACCUAAUAAUCAUCAUUAUACGGAGCAUCCCGGCGAAUAUGGAAAUCCUAUGGAAGAUGAAGAAAGUGACGAAGAAGAAAAUAGUACAAAUCGUAAUGGACGAGGUGUUGAACUUCGUACAAAUGAAUAUGCUUCACGUCAUGAAGAAAAUCGUUUAACUGCAACAACAAAAGAUCAUAAUAUGAAACGAAAACUUGAGGAAGAACGAAAAGAUCUUCGACGACGACAAAGAAAAGCAGAGACACGAGAAGAUAAGAUAUAUCGGGAGAAUAUUAUUGACAAAGGUAUUAAUAAAUAUCAAACAUUAAAAAACAUUCGUCAAGGAACGGUUAAACGACGUAUUGAUGAAUUCGAAGCUAUGUGA
Rotaria sp. Silwood2 is the source of this 3291-nucleotide messenger RNA. The record is from the annotation of a GenBank genome assembly. NCBI's taxonomy places the organism in Eukaryota, Metazoa, Rotifera, Eurotatoria, Philodinida, Philodinidae.